AUGACAACCGAAACAAUCCAAAUCCGCCGCAUGACACGCCCCGACAUCCCCUACAUGGCCCACCUAGCCUCAACAACCUACUUCAACUCCCCCCUCAGCCAAUUUCUCUCUCCAUACAGGCAUGCCUACCCAGAAGACUUCACCCGACGCUUCGUCCAGAUGAUCCGUGCACGCUACUUCAAUCCCAGAUGCAUCGGCUUCGUGGCCGUCUCCGUCUCCAACCCCGAUAUACCAGUGGCAUAUGCACAGUUCAUCCGACUAGGAAACGACAAAGCUGCACGGGACCUAAUCGCAGCACAGACCUCCAUCUGGAAUACGCUACGACGGUGGUUCGUCACAGUCCAGACGUGGAUUGAGAAUCUACUAUGGCCAGAUCGGUCGGGGGAUGCUGAUGCGGUGCGGAGGUUUGAGAAGUCUGCGGAGGUGGAUGGUUUGCGGUUCUGGGAUUCGGAGGAGAUGAAGAGGUUAUAUGGGGAGAGGUGGCAUGCGCAGAGUGUGGUUGUUUCUGGGGAUUGGAGGCGUAUGGGUAUUGGGAGGCGGUUGAUGGGGGAGGUUUUGCGGCGGGCGCAGGAGGAUGGAGUCUUUGUUGGAUUGGAAGCGAGUGAGGAUGGGGAGAAGCUUUAUCGGAGUUUGGGGUUUGAGUUGAGAGGAAGGUUUUCGUUGCUUUUGGAUGGUCAGGAUGGGGGUGGGAUUAUGAUGUGGAGGCCUAAGGGGGGUUUAUGA
This is a messenger RNA of Aspergillus oryzae RIB40, 723 nucleotides long. RefSeq names its product GNAT family N-acetyltransferase. Gene Ontology annotation, molecular function: acyltransferase activity, transferring groups other than amino-acyl groups. Bases 1 to 723 code for a protein of 240 amino acids. The transcript has a single exon. The record is from RefSeq and is a predicted model, not a curated record. Lineage: Eukaryota; Fungi; Ascomycota; Eurotiomycetes; Eurotiales; Aspergillaceae.